AUGGACACAUCCGAAGCUAUGAAUAUCAAUCAAUCUCGAUCAAUAAACACUUUAAAUGAACGAAAUGUACCAGAAAAUUAUCCAUAUUCAUCAUAUGAACAUGUUUCUUCUGAACAAAAAUAUAUUCCUUCAUCAACCUAUUGUGCAACAUCAUAUCAAUAUCCGCCAACAACUAAUUAUAUAAAUCGUCAUUCAUUAAAUCAUGUCACAUCGGAUGAUUCUGGAAAUGAAUCAUCGAUAAAUUUUAAUAAAAAAAUAAAUUCACAUUUUGUUGUUGUAGCCAUUGAUUUUGGUACAACCUUUAGUGGUUAUGCAUUUGCAUUUACACGAGAUAUUGAUUCGAUUUUAAUGAUGCGGAAAGUUGAUGGCAAUGAUCCCGGUGUAAUUAAUCAAAAAACGCCAACGACAAUACUUUUAACACCAAAUUUAGAAUUUCAUUCAUUUGGUUUUUGUGCAAGAGAUUUUUUUCAUGAUCUUGAUCUUGAAGAAGCAAAACGAUGGUUAUUUUUUGAAAAAUUUAAAAUGCAUCUUCAUCAUACACAAGAUCUCAAUACUCAAACAUUAAUUGCUGCAAGCAAUGGACGUAAAGUGCCUGCAUUAACAAUAUUUACUUAUGCUUUACAAUAUUUUAAAGAACAUGCUUUACGUGAACUUAGUGAUCAAUCAGGUACAAGAUUUGUUAAUGAAGAUGUCCGAUGGGUUAUUACCGUACCUGCUAUAUGGAAACAAUCGGCUAAACAAUUUAUGCGAGAAGCAGCUUAUCAAGCUGGUAUUGCUUCAAGAGAAUUUCCUGAUCAAUUACUUAUUGCUUUGGAACCAGAAGCAGCAUCAAUAUAUAUUCGUAAACUACGAAUGCAUCAAUUUGUUCCUGAUGAAACUUCAACAUAUUCUCGUAACUCAGUCCGACGUGAACAUGGUCCACUAUCAUCUUCAUUUUCCAAUCAAUCAUCACCCAUACUUUUUGAUUCUGAUAAAUUAUCAAUCGAUCAAAAUGAAUAUAAUACAAGUAAACAAGCAUUUGAAGUAAUUCUUGAUCGUGGUACACGUUAUAUUGUUGUUGAUUGUGGUGGUGGUACAGUAGAUAUGACUGUCCAUGAAUUAGAUAAUAAAAUGGGAACUUUAAAAGAAUUAUAUAAAGCAACUGGUGGACCUUAUGGUUCAGUUGAAAAUCGUUUUGUAGGUGUUGAUCAAGAAUUUGAAAAACUAAUGACUAUAAUAUUUGGUAAAGAAUUAAUGGAAGAUUUUAAAAUGAAACGACCAGCUGGUUACGUUGAUUUAAUGAUUGCAUUUGAAGCGCGAAAACGUACAGCUAGUCCAUUUAAAAAUAAUCCUUUAAAUAUUUCAUUACCAUUUUCUUUUAUUGAUUAUUAUAAGAAAAAAAAGGGUUCAACAGUUGAAUCUGCUAUUCGUCGUUAUAAUGAUCCGGAUAUAAAAUGGUCAUCACAAGGCAUGAUGAGAUUAACACCAGAAGCUAUGAAACGUCUUUUUCAUCCGACAAUAGAAAAAAUUAAAGCUACUAUUGGUGAUGUAUUAAAUAGUCCUGAGGUUAAAGGAAUUCAUUAUCUUUUUCUUGUUGGUGGUUUUGCUGAAUCACCAAUACUUCAACAUGAAAUUCGUCGAGCCUUUUCAUCAAUUCUCAAAGUGGUCAUUCCUCAAGAUGUUUCACUAUCGAUAUUAAAAGGUGCUGUUCUAUUUGGACUUGAUCCAACUAUUGUUAAUGUUCGUCGUUCACGUUUAACUUAUGGAGUGUCGGUAUUGAAUCGUUUUGUUCCUGAUUAUCAUGUAAUUGAAAAGAAAAUUACUAAAGAUAAUAUUGAAUGGUGUGCAGAUAUAUUUGAUAAAUUUGUUCUUGUUGAUCAAUCGAUUGGUCUUGGUGAUACAGUUAUAAGAAAAUAUACACCGGCAAGACAUAAUCAACCACAAUGUAUCAUUUCAUUUUAUUGUUCAGAAUCAGAUAAACCAAUGUAUGUUACAGAUCCAGGUGUAAGAAAAAUUGGUACUCUGGUUCUUGAUAUGCUCAAUGAUGGAUAUAUGCAAACAAAUCAUCAUAAUCCUUCAAUAAAUUCAAAAGAUCGUCGACGUGAAAUUCAAACACGUAUGGUUUUUGGUGAUACUGAAAUAAAAGUUAGCGCACUUGAUAUUACUACUGGCAAAUGUGUUCGAGCUACAAUUGAUUUUCUCAAUAAAUAA
Rotaria sp. Silwood2 is the source of this 2190-nucleotide messenger RNA. The record is from the annotation of a GenBank genome assembly. NCBI's taxonomy places the organism in Eukaryota, Metazoa, Rotifera, Eurotatoria, Philodinida, Philodinidae.